AUGGCACCCGUCGCCGUCUCCCCACAGGCCACCCCCGUCUUCCCCAAGCGGGAUGGCCAGGCCCUCGAGGACCUCUCCGACGCCAUCGACGAGGUCAAUGUCCUCAAGGACAUGAAGAAGCGUGAGGCUGAGAAACUCGCCGAAGACAAGGGUCUUUACGAGGAGUCCGAGUUCGACAAGGAGAAGGACAAGACCAACUUCCGUCAAUACGAAGAUGCUUGCGACCGCGUCAAGAACUUUUACAAGGAGCAGCACACCAAGCAGACCGUCGCCUACAACCUCAAGGCCCGCCACGAUUUCCACAGCAAGACCCGCGCCGAGAUGACUGUCUGGGAAGCCAUGGAGAAGCUCAACACCCUGAUCGACGAGUCCGACCCCGACACCAGCCUGUCCCAGAUCGAGCACCUGCUCCAGUCCGCCGAGGCCAUCCGCCGCGACGGCAAGCCCCGCUGGAUGCAGCUGACCGGUCUCAUCCACGACCUUGGCAAGCUGCUCUUCUUCUUCGGUGCCGACGGCCAGUGGGAUGUUGUCGGUGACACUUUCCCCGUCGGUUGCGGCUUCGAUGAGAAGAUCAUCUACGGACGUGACUCUUUCGUUGACAACGAGGACUACGGUCACAAGAUCUACGAUACUAAGUACGGUAUCUACAGCCCUGGCUGCGGUCUCGAUAAGGUCAUGCUCUCCUGGGGCCACGACGAGUACCUCUACCACAUUGCCAAGGAGCAGUCUACCCUCCCCGAUGAGGCUCUCGCUAUGAUUCGCUACCACUCCUUCUACCCAUGGCACAACCAGGGUGCCUACCACGAGUUCAUGAACGAUCAUGACCGUGAUAUGCUCCGCGCUGUUAAGGCUUUCAACCCAUAUGAUCUGUACAGCAAGAGCGAUGGAAUCCCCAGUAUCACUGAGCUCAAGCCUUACUACAUGGAGCUCAUCAAUGAGUACUUCCCCACCAAGGUCCUCCGCUGGUAG
Penicillium brevicompactum is the source of this 969-nucleotide messenger RNA. Its product is annotated as inositol oxygenase. Bases 1 to 969 code for a protein of 322 amino acids. Gene Ontology annotation, molecular function: iron ion binding; inositol oxygenase activity. The record is from RefSeq and is a predicted model, not a curated record. Gene Ontology annotation, cellular component: cytoplasm. Gene Ontology annotation, biological process: inositol catabolic process. The transcript is spliced from 2 exons. NCBI's taxonomy places the organism in Eukaryota, Fungi, Ascomycota, Eurotiomycetes, Eurotiales, Aspergillaceae.